CGUUGCUCUCCUCUCGCCGCCUUCCGGGUUCGUCUCCCGACUUGGGCCGCCCUAAAACCCAGGACCGCUGGGCGCCUGUCUUUUGCUGCCACCCCUCUCCCCCCCCGAUCUGCAAGGACCGUCCCGGCUGUCUCGAGACUCGUCCUCUCCUUCAUUGCACUCCCCCCCUCCUCUGCCCUUUGACCCGAACGCCCGUCUGCAUUCGACACCAUGCUGCCCAGGGCCAUGUUCUUCCGCGCCAGCCCCGUCGCUGCCCGCUCGCACGUCCGUGUGUUCUACCGAUCGGUCGCCUCCACCACCGACUAUGGCAAGACCUUCGACAAGAUCCUCAUUGCCAACCGCGGUGAAAUCGCCUGCCGUGUCAUCCGAACCGCCAAGAAGAUGGGCAUCAAGACCGUCGCCAUCUACUCGGAUGCCGACGUCAACUCGCUCCACGUCAAGCUGGCGGACGAGGCUGUCCAUGUGGGUCCUCCUCCGACUGGCCAGAGCUACCUGAGCAUCCCCAACAUCAUCAGUGCCAUCAAGCAGACCGGUGCCCAGGCCGUCCACCCAGGCUAUGGCUUCCUCUCCGAGAACGGCCACUUUGUCCACGCCCUCGAUGAAGCCGGCGUCACCUUCAUCGGCCCCAACGAAAAGUCCAUGUUUGCCAUGGGCGAUAAGAUCCAGAGCAAAAUCAUUGCCAAGGAAGCCGGCGUCAGCACCAUCCCUGGCUUCAACGGCGAGGUCCGGGAUGCCGACCAUGCCGUUGAGAUCGCCAACCAAAUCGGAUACCCCGUGAUGGUCAAGGCCUCUGCCGGUGGUGGUGGCAAGGGCAUGCGUAUUGCCUGGAACGACAAGGAGUGCCGCGAGGCCUAUCGUCUCUCUCAAUCCGAGGCGCGCUCCAGCUUCGGCGACGACCGUCUCCUGGUCGAAAAGUUCAUUGAAGACCCCCGCCACAUUGAAAUCCAGCUGAUCGGUGACAAGCACGGCAACGUGUAUUACCUUCCUGAGCGUGAGUGCUCCAUCCAGCGCCGCAACCAAAAGGUCAUUGAGGAGGCCCCCAGUGUCCAUCUCGAUGCCGCCACCCGCAAGGCCAUGGGUGAGCAGGCCGUCGCCCUCGCCAAGCGUGUCGGAUACUACUCGGCCGGCACCUGCGAGUUCCUGGUCGACCCCAAGCGCAACUUUUACUUCCUUGAGAUGAACACCCGUCUCCAGGUCGAACAUCCCAUCACCGAGUACAUCACUGGCCUCGAUCUCGUCGAGCAGAUGAUCCGUGUUGCUGCCGGACAGCAGCUUCCCUUCAAGCAGGAUGACGUGCACAUCAAGGGCUGGGCCUUCGAGUCCCGUGUCUACGCCGAAGACCCCGAGAAGUACCUGCCCUCGAUCGGCCGUCUCAACAAGUACAUUGAGCCCAAGGGCACCGGCAGCGAGGUCCGUUGCGACUCGGGUAUUGUCGAAGGCUCCGAGAUCUCGAUCUACUACGAUCCCUUGAUCUGCAAGCUCUGUACCUACGGCGAGAACCGCAACCAGGCCAUCCACACCAUGGAGAAGGCCCUGGACAACUACGUCAUCAAGGGCGUCACCCACAACAUCCCCCUCCUCCGCGAUGUCAUCAGCCACCCCCGCUUCAAGAGCGGCAAGAUCUCGACAAAGUUCCUUGCCGAGGAAUACCCCACCGGCUUCAAGGGACACGCCCUGACGGCGGAAUCCGAGGCGGAGCUUUUGUCGGUUGCGGCCCUCGUCCACGCCAAGCGCAGCAUCCGCGAGAGCACCUGGAAGGCUGGCGGCGGCUCGUUCAUCGAGAGCGGCGUCUCGGCGGCCCCGUCGUCGUGGGAGCUGUACAUUGGCACCUCCAAGGACACCCUGAAGAAGGUCCAGAUCCGCCAGAAGAAGGACGGCACCUUCGAGGCCAGCAUCGACGGCAAGGAGCCUGUGACCGUCAACGCCGACUGGACCCUGGACUCGGCCCUGAUCAACACCAGCAUUGGCGGCCGUGACUUUACCAUGCAGUUCCUGGAACCCAUCUCGCUCGGCUACAAGCUGCAGCACUAUGGCACAAAGUUCGAUGUGCUCGUCCUCUCCAAGCAGCAGUACGAGCUCAGCAAGCACAUGAAGGAGCGCCCCAAGCUCGAUCUGACUUCGGUCGUUCUUGCCCCCAUGCCCGGUGCCGUCGUUAGCGUUGCCGUCAAGGAGGGCGAGGAUGUCGCCGAGGGAUCCGAGCUGGCCAUUGUCGAGGCCAUGAAGAUGCAGAACGUCCUGCGCGCUCCUCGCGCCGGCAAGAUCAAGAAGAUCCAUGUUGCCAGCGGCCAGUCCGUCGCUGCUGAUGAGAUCAUGAUUGAGUUCUUCCCCGCUGGCAAAUAAUCAUCAUGCACUUGCGCCUUUUUCCCUCUCCCGCCGACAGUCUCCUGCCCAUCCCAUCGCCUGCCAUCGCCGCCCAUAGUUUCACCGGCACCGAGGCCCCCUCUCCACAUUUUGCUUCCCAUUCGUUGUUUCUCUCUUCUCUCUUUCACUUUUCUCUCUCUUGAUUCCUUAUUGUCUCGCUCCGAGAUACGGUAUAGCCUUUCCAUCGAAGAAAAAAUACAGAGGGGGCACUGCUCUUUACAUCGUGUUGA
This is a messenger RNA of Polychytrium aggregatum, 2591 nucleotides long. RefSeq names its product carbamoyl-phosphate synthase L chain, ATP binding domain-containing protein. Gene Ontology annotation, cellular component: mitochondrion. Lineage: Eukaryota; Fungi; Chytridiomycota; Chytridiomycetes; Polychytriales. The coding region runs from base 211 to 2340 and encodes 709 amino acids. The transcript has 11 exons. Gene Ontology annotation, molecular function: metal ion binding; propionyl-CoA carboxylase activity; ATP binding. The record is from RefSeq and is a predicted model, not a curated record.